Molecule: messenger RNA, 1307 nt
Organism: Branchiostoma belcheri (Belcher's lancelet)
Lineage: Eukaryota; Metazoa; Chordata; Leptocardii; Amphioxiformes; Branchiostomatidae
Product: probable E3 ubiquitin-protein ligase ARI10
Exons: 3
Coding region: 127-936 (269 amino acids)
Biological process (GO): regulation of mitochondrion organization; protein polyubiquitination; positive regulation of proteasomal ubiquitin-dependent protein catabolic process
Cellular component (GO): cytosol; ubiquitin ligase complex; cytoplasm
Molecular function (GO): ubiquitin protein ligase activity; ubiquitin conjugating enzyme binding
Source: RefSeq, a predicted model, not a curated record
GCCACAGUAGACGAACUCAUCAAGAAAAUCAGUGAGAAGAACAAAAUCCCUCCUGAGACCCAGCGAGUCCUGUACACCACCAAGCAGCUAGAGUAUGGCCAGGGGAAAUAUCUCUCUGACUACAACAUGCAGAAUGAGUCCACACUUUUUGUCGUCUUGCGCCUGCCUGGAGGUAGCGGUAGCAAACAGCUGGAUGAAGAUGUGGAGACGACGGACGCUCCUGACAUGAUCAGCUGGGAGGACGACCCCAACACUCCCCGCGCCAAGAUGUCCUGUGGACACGCCAUCACGCCAGAGACUCUCACCACCUACUGCGAGAGUCUGCUGAGUGCUGGGAAGUACGUUUUCAAGUGUCCCUACAUCAGUCCAGCUACAGAGUACUGUGGGAAGGAGUGGUCCUAUCUGGAGGUCCGACGCCUUGCUGUUCUCACCCUGGACGAACAGAAGCAGUUUGAGAUCAAGAUCUCCGACAACUACCUGCGCAAGGGGAUGGGCAUCCAGGAGUGUCCCAAGUGUCACUCCUUGUGCGAGCGGAUCGACAAGAAAGACAAGCGCGUGGUGUGUCCGCUGUGUUCGGCAGCGGGCACGAUGGAGUACCACUUCUGCUGGUACUGUCUGCACGAGUGGGUCGGGACAAGCGUCGACAAGUGCGACAACGAAGACUGCAACGGUGAGGACAAGCGACUGAAGAUCCUCCGGGAGAGCAAGAAGAAGACCAUCGUGGGCGUGGCUAACUGUCCUGCCAUCAGGGCCUGUCUGAAGUGUGGCAUGCUCAUCGAACAUGACAGGGCCUGCAAGCAUAUGGCCUGCAUCUGUGGUCAGAAGUUCUGUUUCAUCUGUCUGAAGCCUGCCAUUGAGGGAAACUACCAGUGUGGUACGUACAAGAGCCCGUGUGAGGUCGCUGAUGUGCAGACCACCAUUCCCGGAGAUGACUAAGAUGGCCGAAGAACACUGUCCGCUCACGUUACUGUUAGGGCCAGUUAACACGGGGCAAAAAAAUCAUUUGUCCUACGACGAUAGACGCGUGGUGUGUGUCGUAGGACAGAUUUUUGAGCAUGUAAACACGCCCGCCACAAGUGUCGAUUUUUGCAUGUGUGGCACAUCCUGAACACAUGCCGAUUGUUCUGGGACAAAUGAUCCUUGCCCUGUGUAAACUGGCCCAUAGUCUUACAUGUAGCCUGCGUCUACACAAUCUCUCUCUGGCUAGGGUAACUGUCAGGCCACCCGCUAGGAGCAUGAUUUAGUCAGGCUAGUCUUUACAUGUAGAGAGAGAGACACAUACCAGUACUUUAACUCAAGUUUUAUCU